GCGCACCCCGGUGGGAGGAGCCUAGCCUCGGUCUGUGUCAGGCAGCGGAGCGACCCUCUCAGCAGCAGAGUGGAGUCUGCGGGACACAAGCUGCCCGGAUCUGUGGAGCAGGCGGCGGAUAGAGGAGAAUCUUUUGAGGACCUGACCCGUUUCUCUGCCUCUAUGGUCCCAACUGAAGCCAAGGGCGCCAUGGCGAGCUGAUGCCAGAGGAGCAGCGGCUGAUAGCGGGGAGAUGUGUUAAGGAUCGUCUCUUCAGCUCUUUUGCUGCCUUGAAUCCACUCCAACUCCUUCAUCAGCUGUUAGAGAAGCGUGUCUGUGGCGAUGGGGAGGAAGAAGAUUCAGAUCACGCGGAUUGUAGACGAGAGGAACCGACAGGUGACCUUCAUGAAGAGGAAGUUCGGCCUGAUGAAGAAGGCGUACGAGCUGAGCGUGCUGUGCGACUGUGAAAUCGCUCUCAUCAUCUUCAACGGCUCCAACAAGCUGUUCCAGUACGCCAGUACGGACAUGGACAAGGUGCUGCUGAAGUACACCGAGUACAACGAGCCGCACGAGAGCCGGACCAACUCUGACAUCGUAGAGGCUCUGAACAAGAAGGAGCAUCGGGGCUGCGAAAGCCCAGACGGAGAGGCCUCGUACGUCCUCACCCCCACCACGGAGGAGAAAUACAAAAAGAUCAACGAGGAGUUUGACAACAUGAUGAAGAGUCAUAAAAUUUCGGCGGGUCAGCCGCCGCCGCCGCAGCACUUCCUGCAUGCCUCCCCUGGUGGUGCGGCUUACUGUCCAGGAGGAGGAGGAGCCACUUCGCAGGCUCUGGCGGCGGCCACGGCGGUCCUGGCCGACAGCGGGAUCCUGGCGCUGCCUCCCCACAGAAACAUAAACCCUUCACACAGACCCGCCAGCGCUGGACACACAGGAGGUCUGCAGGAGAACUCUGAUCUGGUUCAGCAAAACGGAUCUGGAGUGAAUGGCUUUGUGGGUUCCUGCGGUGGAAGCGGUUUGGGUAAAGUCGCUGCACCAAAAUCGCCUCCUCCUCCUCCUCCUCCUCCUCAGGGGAACAGUCUGGUCCUCAGCGGCCGCAAAGCCGACCUUCGAGUGGUCAUCCCUCACUCCAAAGCAGCCAUGUUGAACAACCAGAGGCUGAGCAGCAGUCAGUCGGGUCAGCCUCUGACCACGCCGGUGGUCUCCAUCAACACCCCCAGCCUGCCCCACCACAGUCUGGUCUACUCUGGCGUCGGCUACAGUGGCGAUUACGCCCUGAGCAGCGCGGAGCUGUGCGGCUUCGGCUCCGCCGCCGGCCCCUCCCUGGGCUCCAUGGCGGCGUGGGGGCAGCACCAGCUGAGCUCCUUAGGGUCAGGAAGCUCCAGCUUCUCCGUCGGCACAAACCACAACAUUAACAUCAAAGCGGAGCCCCUCUCCCCACCCCGCGACCUCCUCAGCCAGCCCGGAUACGUGGCCCAUCCUCUUCCUCACUCCUCUUCGUCCGCUCAAGCGGAGGUGGGGAGGUCUCCUGCAGACAGCGUAAGCUCGUCCUGCAGCUCCCACGAGGGCGGCAGCGAGCGCGAGGAGCAGCCGCCGAGGCCGGACUUCCACUCCCUCCCCGAGGGGCGGGCGGAGGGCGGCGAGAGCCCGACCUCCAAGCGAAUGCGUCUGGACGGCUGGGUGACAUAAACCCAGAAGUCACAUGACCUCGCAACAUCAGGACACAUAGGAAGGACACCGUAAGGCAGAGAUAUAAAUGUUUUAACGACACGUCAGGACUUUUUUCGGCCUUCGUCGCGGGACAAUCAGUCUUUUUCUUCGCCAAUAAAAAAAAGCUGGACUCUGAAGAGCGCCACUGCCAGUCAUGUGCAGUCCCAACCAGGUGUCAAUGCUGACUUACUCAGGGGUUUUGAAGCAUGAAGGCCACACUCCCGUCAUCGUCUGUUACCGAACAAUAUUUAAAUCAGCCAAAGCAGUAUGCUGUUUUUGUAACGUGUACAGAUCUUAGGUUCAAAGCUUCAAGCUUGUACAAUGGAAAUGUGUCUUUAUUAUUUCAUACAUUGUAUCCUUAAUAUAUGUGCAUCACACAUUA
This is a messenger RNA of Oryzias latipes (Japanese medaka), 2071 nucleotides long. RefSeq names its product myocyte-specific enhancer factor 2A. Gene Ontology annotation, molecular function: histone deacetylase binding; RNA polymerase II cis-regulatory region sequence-specific DNA binding; protein dimerization activity. Lineage: Eukaryota; Metazoa; Chordata; Actinopteri; Beloniformes; Adrianichthyidae. The record is from RefSeq and is a predicted model, not a curated record. Gene Ontology annotation, biological process: positive regulation of transcription by RNA polymerase II; cell differentiation.